Musa acuminata subsp. malaccensis (wild Malaysian banana) is the source of this 571-nucleotide messenger RNA. RefSeq names its product EG45-like domain containing protein. The record is from RefSeq and is a predicted model, not a curated record. Lineage: Eukaryota; Viridiplantae; Streptophyta; Magnoliopsida; Zingiberales; Musaceae.
AACGUGCUCGGUGAUGGAGAGAGAGCGGUGGGUGGCAGUGGCGAUGCUCUUCGGUUUGAUCUGCGACGUUUAUCUCGUCACAGUUUCAGCAGAUGUAGGCACAGCUACGUCAUACGAUCCUCCAUAUCUUCCGACGAAAUGCCCGGGCUACACCGAGGAUCAACUGCCGGAGAAUGGGCUUUUCGUGGCAGCAGGCAAUGGCAUGUGGGACAACGGCGCUGCCUGCGGCAGAAAGUACCAGCUCCGGUGCCUCAGCGGCCUCAGGCGGCCAUGCAAGGACGGCUCCAUCGUCGUCCAAGUGGUGGAUUUCUGCAGAGUCAGCCCGUGUCCUUCGACCCUCGUCUUGUCGAACAGAGCCUUCGACGCUGUUUCCAAGAUUCCAAACACAAAAAUCAAUGUCGAAUACGCACAAAUAUGAUCCGGUGGUCAACGUAAGCAGUUCGGCGAAGCAGCAGCAGAAUGCAUGGCAGAAACGUAGAAGGAAGCAUUGUCGAACACAGCUCUAUCUAAACUUAACGAAAGUACCAUAAGAUUAUUUUGACAUUAAUGAUAACGAAUAUAAAUAAUCUAA